Molecule: messenger RNA, 991 nt
Organism: Cucumis sativus (cucumber)
Lineage: Eukaryota; Viridiplantae; Streptophyta; Magnoliopsida; Cucurbitales; Cucurbitaceae
Product: probable cytokinin riboside 5'-monophosphate phosphoribohydrolase LOG6
Biological process (GO): cytokinin biosynthetic process
Cellular component (GO): nucleus; cytosol
Molecular function (GO): hydrolase activity, hydrolyzing N-glycosyl compounds
Source: RefSeq, a predicted model, not a curated record
UUAUUGUAGUAUAAAUUAAAUUGGGAGUCACCAACACUCCAAACCCUACCUAAUUUGGACACCCUCACAAAUGGAAACUCAUCAACUCUUUCAAAUUACCAAAACCAACUCUAGAUUUAAACGAAUUUGUGUUUUCUGUGGUAGCAGCCCCGGCAAGAACCCAUCCUAUCAACUCGCUGCUCUUCAACUAGCUCAACAACUCGUGGAAAGAAACAUUGACUUGGUUUAUGGAGGAGGGAGCAUCGGUCUCAUGGGUUUAGUCUCUCAAGCCGUGCAUGAUGGUGGUUGCCACGUAUUAGGUGUGAUUCCAAAAACGCUGAUGUUAAGAGAGCUGACCGGAGAAACGGUGGGAGAAGUGCGACCUGUAUCCGGCAUGCACCAACGUAAAGCUGAGAUGGCCAAACAAGCUGAUGCAUUUAUUGCCUUACCAGGUGGGUAUGGCACUCUAGAGGAGCUACUUGAAGUAAUCACUUGGGCUCAACUUGGAAUCCAUCAUAAACCCGUGGGGCUGUUGAACGUUGAUGGUUAUUACAACGCCCUUCUCUCUUUUAUAGACAAAGCAGUGGCUGAAGGUUUUAUAACACCAGCUGCUCGUAACAUUAUUGUUUCUGCCCAAACUGCCCAAGAACUCAUCUUCAAGCUUGAGGAUUACAAGCCCAAGCACUGCGGAGUUAAGGCUGGUGAUAUGGUGUGGGAGAUGGAGAAACAACAAAUGGGUUUUAAAUUUAAUAACUCAGAUAUUAAUUGCCCGUUGAGUUAGUUUCAUUGAUAUUAAAUAAUAAUAAUAAAAAAUAGAAAAGAAUUUUUAUGUCUGUUUUUUUGUGUCUUUGAGCUUGAUGCCAUCACAGUUUUGUUUGUUGUUGGCUGUGUUGAGAUCAUAUCAAGCGUUUUCAUUUGACUUGUAAAUUAAAUAUGUCUGCUUAGAUAUUUAAUAAAUAUAUGUGGUGGAACUGAUUCUUAUUAUUGAUGGGAAUCAGUUAUUCUUCUUCAA